Mytilinidion resinicola is the source of this 2592-nucleotide messenger RNA. RefSeq lists its product as uncharacterized. Gene Ontology annotation, cellular component: nucleus. Gene Ontology annotation, molecular function: transcription cis-regulatory region binding; DNA-binding transcription factor activity, RNA polymerase II-specific; zinc ion binding. The record is from RefSeq and is a predicted model, not a curated record. Lineage: Eukaryota; Fungi; Ascomycota; Dothideomycetes; Mytilinidiales; Mytilinidiaceae. The transcript has a single exon. Gene Ontology annotation, biological process: positive regulation of transcription by RNA polymerase II. Bases 1 to 2592 code for a protein of 863 amino acids.
AUGGCCAUGUCGUCAUCAGCAACUCGCGCCGUCGAGCCUCAGAAACCCGAGUCCGCCAACACCACCGCGCCCCGAAAGCGUCGCAGGAGAGCGCCGGCCACGGGAGCUGCCGAGGACUGCCACGCCUGUCGGAAGGCCCAGACGAAAUGUGACCGCAAGCGUCCGUACUGCGGGCCCUGUAUCGACCUGGGGAAGGAGUGCUCUGGCUACCGCACCACCUUGACCUGGGGGGUGGGAGUUGCAAGCAGAGGGAAGCUCCGUGGUCUGUCGACGCCUGUUGUGCAGACCCCCUCCCAAACCAGCAAUGCCCGGGACUCGAAGACCCAAACCAGCUCGGACAAGGCUGCGUCAAACCGCCCGACCUCCAAGGCCGAUGCCCAGCGGACUCUAAACAUGCAGCGCUCUCAAUCACCGGCAAGCCCAGUCUCAUACCCACCACCGCAAGAGUUCAUGCACCUGGAUGCCACCAGUCCAAUUCCAAUCCCCUCUCCCACGACGUCACACCUGGGGUGGCACAUUCCCGGCUAUGGCGAUCACCUGGACUACACCUCGCAUUCAGGCAAAAUGAGCCGCCCCCACCUGAACAGGGGACCACUCCAGAGGUUACACACGUCAUUAGCAGUGUCAUAUGAAGACGCUGGGCUGUCUGCUUCCACGGGCUCUCUGAGUGCGUACAGCGACAGUGACUACCCAUCCCCAAGCGAAUAUCCCCAGACCCCCGAGGACUUUUCGUUUGCGGACAACUCCAUUCCCCCUUACCACGGCCUCCUCAUGCAUGAGCACACGCCAAUGAGCUCGAGCGAGAACCUCCUUUACCAGGAGGCUCCUCGCUCCUACCCCGUGACAGACGACAUGAACUCUAGCAUUAGCUCUGACCAGAGCCACCACGACUAUGUUGAGGCCAACGCAGCACCGGCGGGGUCGUACGAGUCGUCGAGCUACCCGGAUGUGUUUUUUGAAGGGGAGAUGGGUGCAGGCGUUCAUGGAUUCUCCCAUCCAGGCUACGCAUAUCUGCCCGCCGAGGGUACGUCUUCCAAUGGUUCCGGUGUGGUUUCUACACAAGUGUCAGCGCUCACUCCUUCCGUUCCUCAGAACCUCUAUCCUUUUCCCGCUUCCCACCUUUCCCAGCGGAUGAGAUACCUGCUGGACUACUACGACAAGUUUAUAUGCCCGGUGCUCGUGGCUUUUGACGGCCCUACGAAUCCGUAUCGGAUGCACGUGAUGCAUUUGGCGAUGCGGAACGAGGGCUUGAUGAACGCCAUUGCCGCCCUGGCGACGAACAACAUUCGCAUGAGAGGCGGCAUUGAAGCACACCGGCUGGGCUUUAAGCAGGACCAUGGAUCCUCCGGCCUUCUCCCCGACCACGCCUACUCCAAGAUGACAGCCGAGGAACUGCGCGAGCUGCACGGUGAACCUUCCCCCGAAGAGAGGGUUUACAAGUCGACCUCCAUUGCGUUGCUCAACGCCGAACUCGCGGACCCGAUCCGCGCCAAGGACGACUCGGUCCUUGCUACUCUUCUCAUUCUCUGUCUCUUCCACGUCUGUGACAGUGGAUUCUCCAAAUUCAAGACCCAACUAGCGGGCGUGCAAAAACUACUAAGCCUGCGGGACCGAAGCGUCCAAUCCAAUUUCGUCGGCUGGAUCGAAGUCUUCUUCACGUGGUUCGACGUUAUGAACAGUACGGUCAAUGACCGUGAAACGCAAGUCCUUGGCGAUUCCCUCGACAUGAUGAACCUAUCCACAGACCUCGGCGCUCUCGAGCAUUUCUCAGGUUGCGAGGGAAGGCUGUUCAAGCUCAUAGCCCGGCUAGGGCGUCUCAACCUGCUCAGCCAGAAUCGGCCAGUCCGAGACCUUUGCCCUGAAAAUAGUACGACGCCUACGCAAACGCCGCAGCUGAAGAACAGUGGCAAAGACUACUAUUCCUUGCAACUUGAGAACCUCGAUGGCAAUGGGUGGGGUGCUUCUUUGGGCGACGCUCCCAGCCAUGCUUCAAUGUCACCGCGAGGCAGCAUCUCGGUUCCGGAAGAAGAUCCACGCGCCGCCUUCUGGAUGGAGUGGCACGACGUACGAUCGCGGCUUCAGGAGUGGGAGCUUGAGCCUAGUGAUCCGCAGUCUUGCGGUGCGACAUCAUCGUCGCUAGCCUUGUCCCCUGCGCAAGCGGCGCUGCUGCACAUCAGCGAAAGCUUCAGGUAUGCGGCGUUGCUGUAUACGGAGCGCUUGGCACACCCGACGGUAUCGUCGUCGGCGCUCAACAUCCAAAACCUGGUUGCGCAGGGGUUGUAUCACAUUUCGCAGAUCGGUGUUACCUCGUGCGUUAACAAGUUUCUCCUGUGGCCUCUUUUCAUCACGGGGACCGAGUGCGUCGACGAGCAGCAUCGGGCAAUUGUGCGGCAGCGGUGUGUCGAGAUUCAACGCGAGAGCGGGUUCUUCAACAACCUUAGCGGGCUUGAGGUGUUGGAGCGUGUUUGGCGAGAGGAUGACGAGAGGCGGGAAGGCGACGGGCAGAGCGUUGAGCAGGGCAUGCUAGGGGCUCAGGCGUUCAAGUGGCGCAGCGCGAUGGAUCGCGUUGACGGGGAAUACAUCAUGAUCUAG